Maudiozyma saulgeensis is the source of this 291-nucleotide messenger RNA. The record is from the annotation of a GenBank genome assembly. Lineage: Eukaryota; Fungi; Ascomycota; Saccharomycetes; Saccharomycetales; Saccharomycetaceae.
AUGCAAUUCUCUACUGUUUCCUUCGCUACUCUAUUUGCUUUAGCUAAAUUUGCCUCUGCUACUGAAAACAAAGCUGCUGCCAUUUCUCAAAUUACUGACGGUCAAAUCCAAGCUACUGCCGGUACUGCUUCAACUACCGCUAAGACUAACGUAGCUACUACCACUACUAACACAGUUAAGGAAACCACUACUACUAACACUGCUACUGUCCAUGAACAAUCUAGUAACGGUGCUGGUAAGCAAGUUGUUGGCUUCGGUGCUGUUGCCGUUGCCGCUGCUCUAUUGUUAUAA